AUGCCCUCUCCCGUGGCUUUGAAUCCGCCUUCCCCUUCUCCGUCCAUCUUCCAAAAGAAAGAAUCGCUAUUGCCGUCAAUUAAGACGACAGCGUCGUACCUUUCUUCUGUGCAUCAAGCAGAUACCCGCGCUCGCAGUCACCGUAACACCUCCACUCCGUCAAGCCCAACCCUUUCCCUCUCUUCCUCCAUCACGAAUUCGUCCAAGGACACCCUCGACGAGGACGAUGAUAUCAACAGUCCGGCGCACCCCCUUAUGUCACGCACCUCCGAGCACGUCUUCACCACCGUUCACACGGAAUUUGGUCACUGUUCAAAUGAGGCCUACCGUUGCACCUCCGAGCACAAUUAUACUAAACAAUUCGAAGAGCACAUCAUUGAGGAGCCUCCAUACUAUAUACUCGUCACCACCUACAUAAGUCUAUUCAUUCUCCACUUUCUCGGCCGUAUGCGCGACAUCUUUGGAAAGUGUUUUGCAAAGUCUCAUUUUACCCACCUUAUGCUCCAUAAUGGUUACGCACCUUUGAACUCGGAUUUUGAUUCGUUCUACACCCGACGGCUCAGGGGUCGCAUGACCGACUGCUUGUGCCAGCCUGUCACGGGCGUUCCAGGUCGCACUAUUACUAUCCUCGACCGUUACUCCACCGAUAACAACUACACUCAAAUCUACACAGGUGGCAAGACACGUGCCCUGAACAUCUCAUCGUAUAACUAUCUCGGCUUCUCCCAGGGCCGCGGGGGUUGCUCAGAUGUAAUCGAAGAAAGCAUCCGCCGAUAUGGUGUCUCCACAUGUGGCACGCGUAUUGAGGGUGGAAGCUCCGAGCUCCAUGUAUCUGCUGAAGUUCUUACUGCGCGUUUUAUCGGCAUGGAAGACGCAUUGGUCAGCUCUAUGGGAUUCGCUACCAACUCCACUUUCAUCCCUGGACUCGUGGGAAAGGGGUCCCUGAUCAUUUCCGACGAAUUGAACCACAUUAGUAUUCGCGUCGGUGCACGACAAAGUGGCGCACAUGUCCGGACAUUCAAACACAAUGAUAUGUCAAGCUUCGAGUCCCUCCUGCGUGAGGUGAUAAGCCAGGGUCAGCCAAAGACGCAUCGUCCGUGGAAGAAGAUCUUGGUCAUCGUCGAGGGUUUGUACUCCAUGGAGGGUACGCUCUUGAACCUGCCUAGGAUCAUUGAGCUGAAGCAAAAGUACAAGUUCUACCUUUAUAUUGAUGAGGCGCACUCGAUCGGUUCGCUCGGUCCUCGGGGUCGUGGUGUAACAGACUACUUCAACAUCCCCCCUCAUUCAAUUGAUGUCUUGAUGGGCACGUUCGCCAAGUCCUUUGGUGCUGCUGGCGGAUACAUUGCAGGACAGAAAGCGGUUAUCGAUGCUCUGCGGCUGCGUAGUCACUCGGGUCCGUAUGCGGAAGCAAUGACGCCGCCUGUGCUCGCCCAGGUUGUUGCCUCGAUUGCCAGUAUCAUGGGCAUUGCUCCGGUAGCACAACCAACCAAUUCCGCUCUUUCCCUUAGCCCUGCGGACUCAAUUGCCACGCCGAGGGACAAUGCAGAGAAAUUUUCAGGUUUGGCACCUGCAGGCCUUCUGCCGACGUGGGUGAACCUUCACCCGGCUCUCGCGGACGGAUCCGAAGCUCGCAUGCGUAUCCGCCGUCUUGCCUUCAAUUGCCGGUAUCUGCAUGCAGGCCUCAAGAAACUCGGCUUCAUCAUCUACGGACAUCCCUUCAGCCCAGUUGUUCCCUUGCUCAUCUUCAACCCGGGUAAGUUAUGCACGUUCGUGCGUAUGAUGCGUGCACGGAGCACACCAAUUGUGGUUGUGGUCGUUUCGUACCCUGCCACUACGUUUGAGACGUCUCGUGCGCGGUUUUGUCCCAGCGCGUCGCAUACAAAGGAGGAUAUAGACAUGGUGCUGCGGGCAUGCGAUGAGGUGGGCGGAAUUCUGGACUUAAAGCAUGGUUUGGGAGAGCGGUGGGGGAUUGAUGAGGUCUGCGAGCGAGCUGUGGAGCUUGUGCACUCUCUGUGA
This is a messenger RNA of Suillus paluster, 2016 nucleotides long. RefSeq names its product pyridoxal phosphate-dependent transferase. The record is from RefSeq and is a predicted model, not a curated record. Gene Ontology annotation, cellular component: serine palmitoyltransferase complex. The coding region runs from base 1 to 2016 and encodes 671 amino acids. Gene Ontology annotation, molecular function: pyridoxal phosphate binding; serine C-palmitoyltransferase activity. The transcript is spliced from 3 exons. Gene Ontology annotation, biological process: ceramide biosynthetic process; sphingosine biosynthetic process. NCBI's taxonomy places the organism in Eukaryota, Fungi, Basidiomycota, Agaricomycetes, Boletales, Suillaceae.